AUGCUUUAAAGACAUACUGAAACUAUUGAGUAUAUGAGAGAAUGCUUCAGAUAGAAAAUCUGGAGGGACCAGAGAGAGGCUAUCUUCAAAAACAAGAGAAGACCAUAGGAGUGGAACAAAUAAGGUAUUGCGAGGAAUGAUUCUUUAAAUAAUUAAUUCAAUUAUCUAUAUUUAGGAGAAACACAAAAUACUAAUGAAAUAUAAGUAAACACAUCAAAAAAGAAGGAAUAAGAGAUUACUAUUUAAUAGCAGAUUCAUUAAAUAUUAAAUGUUGAAUUUAUUAAUAAUUUCAAAUUAAUUAAUUUAGAAAAAAAUCUAUUAAUUUCUUUGAAGUAAUUUCCAGCUUAAUGCAAUGAUGAAUAGUUGACACUUUGGUUUUAAUUAAUUGAAUCGUUAAUAAUGCAAUCUGACUUUUAAAGCAUCAUUGUAAAUAUUUCAAUAUUAGAAUAAAUUAUUAUUUAAGCAAUCUAAUAUAAAAAGUUUGACUCACCUUUUAGAACUUUAAACUGUCUUUUGAAAUUAGUUUAAUUGAAUGAUAUUAGUAUAUUGAAGUAUUUUGAAUGCGAGGAGAUGUAUAAUUACUUAAUUUAUGCAUUAUAAAAUUAAUAAUUGAAUGCUAUUGUAAUUUGUGAGAAGAUUUUGGAAAUCUCUCAAUAUGGAACACUUUUUUUAUUAAAAUAAGGUUUACUGGAUUAUAUAUACAAUUUUUUAUUGGAGAACUUUGAGUAUAAGAAUUUUUUUAUAACAUUCGUAUCGAAGAUUAAUUGUUUAAAUGUGGAUGAAGCAGUAACAAUGUUGAUAAGAUCAAAAAUAUUUAAUGAGAUCAUAAAUCUUCAUGGAACUGAGAUUGAUGCUUAAGGGUAUAGAUGCAUAGGGGUUCUGAUAUCGAACUUAAUCUAAAAAGUUAGUAACAAGGACCAGCUGAAGUACCUGAUUUAUAAUUCAAAUUUGAUGUGCAUGUUAUAGUAGAUUUUGAGUUUGUAUCACCACGAAGACUUGAUAUUAAUGGGGAUCCAAAUACUGCAGAUGAUUUUCAAUCAACAAAGCUAUGAGUCUGUGUAGCAAAUCAAGAAGGUAGACAAUAAGUGUUAUUUAAAGGAUAUACCUUCUGUGUUGAUCCAGUUGUAUUUUUUGAAGAAGUGCUGUGUGGAGGAUAGUAUGUCUGAUAAGAUAAAUUAAUUAAUUGAAUAUUGA
This is a messenger RNA of Paramecium tetraurelia, 1194 nucleotides long. RefSeq lists its product as uncharacterized. The record is from RefSeq and is a predicted model, not a curated record. The transcript has a single exon. NCBI's taxonomy places the organism in Eukaryota, Ciliophora, Oligohymenophorea, Peniculida, Parameciidae.